This is a messenger RNA of Nasonia vitripennis (jewel wasp), 2933 nucleotides long. RefSeq lists its product as uncharacterized. NCBI's taxonomy places the organism in Eukaryota, Metazoa, Arthropoda, Insecta, Hymenoptera, Pteromalidae. The record is from RefSeq and is a predicted model, not a curated record. The transcript has 11 exons. Bases 387 to 2633 code for a protein of 748 amino acids.
AUCGACGCUACAAAGGGCUUCAAACGCGGAAGAAAGAGCUAACGACUGCCGCAAAAACCUAUUAUUUUUCUUGCAUAUAUGCAAGUAUAGGUUGGACAAUUGAUUAAUAACUGUAUAGAAUCGGCGAGGCAACUAGAGCAUUACUGUGUAAAUUCAUUUUUGGUUGAACUUUGAUUUACCAAAGACAGCCUUUUAUUUUAAAUUCAACGGUUUCUUUUUGGAACACUGAGAAAGAUAUUUGACUUUAGCUGUGCUUCGUAUGCUAUACUUCUUAAAAACUUCUUUGUUCGACAAAACAUUACAUUGGGCAGUUGAGGAAAAGUUGCGUUUGGUGAAAAAGUGUUUUCAUUGAAAAUUUUACUCUCGUUGUAACUACAUACGGAAAAAUGGAACCUCUUGAUGAAGCAAAACUUGCGGAGCAAAUUACAAUUUAUGAAAACAAGAUUAAAGCAAUCAAAGACAAAAUUGGCGAUGAACUUCGAACGAGGCGAGAUUACAAAGAAAAACUUAGAGAAGCUAAGAGAAGAGAAGCGACGCAAAUUCUCAUUUUAGAAAGAUUAGACGAAUAUCAGAAAAUAGUUAAUCAACAGAUCGAAGCGGCCGCAAAAAUGGAAGACACCGAAUCGAUUAAGCAGAUGGCUAUAAUUGAAAAAUACGAAAGUAUGCUCCGUGAACAGCGAGUAAUCUGGGCGAAAUACGAGGCGGAGUAUGAAUCAUUGCCGCUAGCCAAAGAAAGACGAGCGUCUGAAUUACAAUUAUUGAAGGUCACCAUUCAGAACAAGCUAAUAUGCCACAAAAUCGAGGAAACAAAGCGCAUGUUGAAAAUCAAGGCACUAAUCAGCAGAAGAGUCGCGCAACUGAAAAUUAUUGAAUUUGCCAAAUUGUAUGUUGAGCAUAAGAAGAAAGAAAUAUGUUGUUCCAAAUUGGCAAACAAAGUGAAGAGUCUAAAAUUUCAAGAAAAAGAAUUACGUUUAGAGGUUGAACGUUUGGAAAAGCAGGCUGUAGAGUCAAAAAGAAGAGAUUGGGUAAUCACGAAAUCGUCGAUGCUAUCCCAACAGCUGCCUAAAGUUGAUUUGUCUGCUUACAUAAUUUCCAGAGAUAAACGCGAUGAUGCGUUCGAUAAUCAGUCUAUAAAUUCUUAUAAGUUGGAGCAGGAAUACGUGAACAGCGAUAUCUAUAUGAAUCAAGAUUCGAGCCAGUCGAAUGAUACUACAAUGAUAGAAAACAAUGCAGACAAAGAAAAAAAUAGCCAAGGACUGCUGAAUGAUUCGAUGGAUAUUGAUGACGACGAAUACCACCAUCAGGCGCAACAAAAACAGCACGUUCCGACGAAACACAGAACUGCCGAUCGAAAAAUGAAUUCCAAUAAUCAUGAAAAUGCGCGCACUAAUGCUGAAAAACAAGCUGUCGAAUCAAAUCAACGGAAGAUUAAUCGAGAAAAUGCGACGAAUAGUGAAGAGAAACAAGGACAAUCACGGAAAUCCGAGCGUGCCACUGAGCACGAUAGAAAAGCGCAUUUUAAAAAUAUGUUCAAUAAUGAAGAGAAACGAGUUCAUUCCAAUCAUGUACUGAAUGGGCAGCAGCAAAAAACGCGUCAUUUCGAGCAAGUUAAUGAGAACGAGAGAAGAGCGAAUUCAAACAAUGCGUUUAAAGGCCAAGAGAAAGAAGCUCAACAACCAAGGAUGCGAAAUUUCGAGCAAGUCCACGAACACGAGAGAAGGACAAACGGCAAUGGUGGAAAAAAUUCGCAUGGAAACCAGCUUGAUACUUCUCAAAUGAACGAGGGAAGCAACACUAAACGACGAGCGAAUCAAUCCAAGCAUCAAAGUAAAGACGACGACAAACAGCCUAUGAAUCGUGCGAAUCCUUCCGAACGUCCUAUUCCCACCCCAGCAAAAAUGGCAAAACACAUUCCAGAGCAACACCAACAACAACAAAUUCAUUCGAACUCACCCCAGGGUCAUAGAAAUCCGGAACAGUCCAACUUCCGCCAGGACUUGUUGAAACUUCCACAGGGCAACAAGCCUUACAUCAAGUCAUGCGAGCGCGUUAAUUAUCAAAAUGUGCUACUGCAAGGGCAGCGCGAGACAGCAAAACCACUUGUGCAAGCUAUGCCGAUGCCGCCUAUUGAAAAUCCUUCGAGCGCUGCAUCCGUCAUAGCUUCAAUGGAUCAACAUCAACAACAGCCAGAUCAGCCGCAGAUGGUUAGAUCCGUUUCGAUGGAGAUAAUACAAGAAUCGAUGGUCAACGGAAGCCCUAUAAACUCUAUGAACAAUAUGUUGAACAUGGAAUCUCAGAGCUUGAUAUCCGGACUCAUGGAAAUGCACGCUGACGCUAACUCUGACAUAUCGAUGAUCCUUGGCAGCGAGAUCACGGAACCAGGUGGUAGUGUCGAGCUGGCUAAACGAUUUUACGAUGAUUUGGAUGUUAAUUCAGAAAAUGGUUUCAACUACGAUGAAAUGCUUCAGAAAUUUUAUUCUCCUGUAGCAGCAAAUCUAAGAAAAGAACAAUCUCAACAGCAGCAACAGACAGUUGAUAACGCUCAGUCCGAAAACCAAGAACAAAGGAAUAUAAACUUUAUUUCGAGCCACACCGUUAAGAAGCCAACAAAUCAAUCGCAACGAUUCUUUUGAAAAAAAAAAUUAUUACGCCUUCCAUAUAGGACAUAUUUUUUACCUAGAUUAACAAAACACUUAAGCACUCUUUAAUAACUGUUUUUAUCAUAUUGAACGAGUAGUUUAACCAUUUUUUUUUUAUAAGGAGAACAAGCGUUAUCAAUAUCAAGAGGAUAGUUGGCAAGCAAGUGUUGUGCAAUACAAAAAUCAUCGUUACCAGUCACUAUAGCUAUUUUUUUAAAUGCACUUGUAUUAACAACGCAACGCAUUGUUUCUUCGCAAAUAACAGAGUCGAAUAAAACACACAAUAUGGUAGCA